Columba livia (rock pigeon) is the source of this 14226-nucleotide messenger RNA. RefSeq names its product protein Hook homolog 1-like. The coding region runs from base 1679 to 1942 and encodes 87 amino acids. The transcript has 13 exons. Gene Ontology annotation, biological process: cytoskeleton-dependent intracellular transport; cytoplasmic microtubule organization. Gene Ontology annotation, cellular component: centrosome; cytoplasm. Lineage: Eukaryota; Metazoa; Chordata; Aves; Columbiformes; Columbidae. Gene Ontology annotation, molecular function: microtubule binding; dynein light intermediate chain binding. The record is from RefSeq and is a predicted model, not a curated record.
GCUGUGUUCAAAUGCAGAAUGCCUGUGUGGAGCCUGUGUCUGUGACCCUGUGUUGCUUUUUCCAUGCGAGACAAGGAACCUGCCACACAAUGUGAUGUUUAGAGCUCGCUUUGUCGGACCGGGCUAGCUUUAUAGCAAAGCUGCCCUGUCCAUGUGCCUUACAACAAUGUGAUUGGUUGUAACUCGUGCUAUACAAUAACGUGAUAGGCUGCAUGUACUGUCCAUGCGCUGUGCAUGCAUGUGUCCGGCGAUUGCUCACUCAUUAUUACCUUCUAAUGGUGCUCCGUUAGUUUUUUUUUUGUCUCUGGCUUCACCGCUCAGCCAGGGUGGCGACAACUCCAUCCCCCCAGGGCAGAGGGGGCUCUGCCACUACAACCCCGUUUCCUUACGCCUUUUCUGGUAGCUUCUUCAGAGCACUGCAGCAGAAGGUUUGUAUGUUUAGGCGAGGAGUGGCCCUGAGAGGUGCACAAGUCCAGCCCCAGUGCAAAGGGAGGUGAGGUCAGCUGUGCAUGGGAGAUGGUUUGUGUGGAGGAAAUGAGAUAUUCAAGAAGUGCAUGUGCAAAAUGGUCCUGUGAAAUGUGCUCUGCUCAGAGUACAGCUAACCCAGUGGAGACCUGGGAAGGAGGGGGAGGAAGCAUUUGAAUCUAACAGCAGCCUGGGAAAGGAAAUGGGACCCUGAGCCAAGGAGUGGAAAAAAAACAAGGCAGAUGACACCUGCAAACUGAAAGUGCUUUGAGAGUGAUGCUGCACACAACAGAAACUGAUCACUGCCCCCAUGUCCCAUUCCCAGUUGAUUACAGGCAGGAAGCCCACUUCAGCCUUCCCCUUCUUUCUCCUUCCAAGGAAGGAGAAGAAAGAACAUAAGGCUUACAACUUUUUGAUUUCUGCUGUGAAGAUGUGGCAGUCCUUUGCCAGGAGCAGGUCAGGAGGGCAGCUGGCAGGGGGAGAGAAGGGAUGGACAGCUGUGGUUGGGGAGGUCUCCUCUUCUAGUGGGAACAUGGUCAAGUCUCCUACAUUAUAUAAAUAGGUUUGUUUGGUUCCCAUUGUGUUUUCUCACACCUCCACCUUACAGAUCUGUGAAACAAGAGCCUGAAGUGCCAGAAAGAGCACCUUAGUUCAACCUCUUCUUUCCAUCUGCUUGUGCCUGGCACACGAAAUCAGAAAGGGAGGGGGGGGGGGUGGUGGUGCAGAGCUUCCCCACCAAGCCCUGUGCUGGAAGGAGCUUCAUGAGAAACCAUGUUAACCUGCUAUAAAUUUUCUUUUCUGUUGUAUGGCUAUGCUUGGCCGCAGGGUGUUUCUGCCCUUUAGUGGGCAGGUCUGUAGGGCCAGCCCACCAUUCCCUGCUGCCUUCUCCCUAAACUCAAACAAGAAAAGACAGAUUAAGACAAAACAAUUUAAAACCUGCUUAGGCAUUAAUGCUUACAUCUAAAAAAUGUUUUUAAUUCCUUUAGGAAAUGACUUAGUUCUCAGAGACACUGGAAAACAAUUUCUAUCCUCAAGGAAAACAGAGGCAAAAAUUACUUCAGCAAAAACUGCAAAUGAGCAGGAAAUGAUUGCUUUCUCCUAGCUUCUCAGCAGUCAUCGAUCAGACCUAAGGGGCACCUACAGCUGUGACAGCAUCCGUCGUGUCAGGCCGUGCCCUUUGCCAAGGGAUUGCUCCGCAAUUGUCCCCUUCUACAUGCCUGGGCAAACUUCAUCCAUGUUGCUGCCGACUGAGGGCAAACGUCCUGCCCAUCCUGGGUUCUUGGGUCAGCAGAUUUCAGAAGAGCUUAUUCCAGACUUAAACCGGAUAUCGGAGAACUCAGAUCCCACUGAACUGGGCAGGCUUCUGCAGCUUAUUUUAGGUUGUGCAGUCAACUGUGAAAGGAAGCAAGAGCUGAUGCUCAAUGCUCUGCUGGCUGAGGAAUCCUCAGAAACACAUAGAGAAGAUCAUGACCCUUGAAGAGUCUGUUCAACAUGUUGUCAUGACUGCUCUUUAAGAGGUGGCUGCCCUCCAGGAUGAAAGAAACAGCUUGGUGUCAGAAAUUGAGAUUAUGAAGGACAGGCCAGAGCAAUUAGAUGACUCUCUUGAUGAUCCAGAUGCUGCAGUGACGAGGUAUUUUCAGGUACAGCUGCAGCUGGAACAACUGCAGGAAGAAAUCUGAGAUGGUUCAUCCUACUACCAUCAUGGAUGAUGAUGGACUGCAUACGCAUUAGUCAGCCAAGGACCAGUAACAGAGGCUGAUCCUCUCCCAUCAAGGAUGAGUGCACAAGGUGCAGACCUGGUGGCCCUGGCAUAUGCAGCACAUCUGGGAAAACAAGUCAACAUCUAUGCGGACUCUCAGUAUGCCUUCAGAGUAUGCCAUGCAACAGCACAGACGUCUGAUAACAUGCUAAAGGAAACCUAGGGAUAAGAACAUUUCUUGAACAGCUGCACGUGAUGAUCUGAUGUCUAAUUUAAUAAUGACACCAUGAUAUAUGUGGUGGCUGCCCUCCAGGAUGAAAGAAACAGCUUGGUGUCAGAAAAUGAGAUUAUGAAGGACAGGCCAGAGCAAUUAGAUGACUCUCUUGAUGAUCCAGAUGCUGCAGUGACAAAGAAGUGUUUUCGUGUACAGUUGCGGCUGUAGCAAGUGCAAGAAGAAAUCUGAGGUAUGAAAUGAUUUCUCUCAGAAAUCCCUCAUUGUCAUGUCAAAUCCAUCCUGAGAAUUGAUGGGGGCUGUGCUAUGCCGGGGGUUCAUGCAGCCGGCCCCGGACUCGCUGCCGGGAGCUGCAGCUCCCCGUGCUCAGGGACCUUGCCGGGGUCCCACGGUGCAACUGUUACUGAGUGGAUGCAUUUACUGGUGUGAACCAUCGGUUGUGAAUCCUGGGACUGUCUCACCUUGCAUGUCAUGGAUUAAAAUGAUCGAAAUUUGCUGCUGGUAUUUUCCCAGGGACCCUUUUCUUCACCAGGCUGUUGAGUGCAGCAGGCCCAGCCGUGCACUGUGUUGCUGGAGCUCACCCCUCUGCCUCCUGGGCACACCAGACACUCGGUGAUGCCAGGCAAGUAAAUGGGGAGGAUUUAGCAAGUUCUAAUGUCUGUACCCAAAACUUCUCUAGCUGCAAGUACAGAUGAUUUAUUGAGGGGUCUGUCAGAGUAGAGAGCACUGUGGUCGAUGGGGGUGUCACAGUGUUGUUGCUGUGCAAUGCCAGGACCCGGCCACAGGCUUUGAUGGUUUGCUAGUUUGCUUGUCCUGUCAGGAUCAGUGAUGUUCAUCAGUUCUGUAGGAACUGCCUUUGCUGUUACAGUGCCAGCCUCUCUGCUACCGGAGAGCAAUGCCGCAGGGACAGGGGUCGGGUGCUGUGCGGCUGCCUCUGCCCCGGUGGGCUCACAGCCCCCUGUCCCAUUCCUGAAAAACAGGGCAGGGCUGAAGGCUACAGCCAGUGCUGGAAAUGGCCUGUAGUGGUCUUCACUUUGAAGAAUACUUCAUGACAAAAACGUUUUCAUAAGGAUUUAUUGGUAUGCAUGAUAGAACUGUGUUGGAGUGACACAAUUUUUUUAAUUUUUUUUUUUUUUUUAAUUUUAAUUUUUUUUUUUUAAUGGUCACAAUUCAAGGAUAAGAGAAUCUAAAACCGUGGGAUAUUAGUAGUCCAAGUACAAAAGGCCCAAGCUCCUCCUUCAUUUACAGUGACCUAUCGCAAGACUAAAAGUGCCCUGGCAGAUGCCAGGCUGACCAUGUGAUACAGAGUGAGAAGUCUGCUUGUAAAAGAAAUUAUUUUGCAAUUGCUUGAAAAGAAACCAACAAAUCCUCCAGCCUCUCUCUGGAGCCAGAUGGUUGUUACCACCACCCAGCUGAGGGCUCAUUUUCAGCAUCCCUAACAAAGGAUUUUCCCUGUGAGGACAGUGGCCAAGGCUUCCCUACCGAGGCACAGCACAGAUCUUGUAGGAUUUUGGGCUCAGCGUGAGGCCCAGCUUGAACUGGAGGCUGAGUGUGGUGUCUGGUGGUGCCUGGAAGGUGAAUUUCUGGAGCAGAGCCGUGAAGAAGAGGAAGAGCUCGGUGCGGGCCAGCAGCUCACCCGGGCAGGAGCGCUUCCCUGCGGAGACAGUCACCCAUGGCUUCCUCAACCUGCGCUGGCUGCUCGGCUGCUUUUGCUGCCACAACAGCCUCUGCCUUCCCUUAGCACCACAGCCCAGGCAAGUUACUCCCUUUCCAGGAUGACUUUCGUAUCCAAACUGAGCUCCCCAAUAACAGUAUUAGCAUUACAGAAUGGGCUGCAUUCCCAGUUACACGACUCUUGAGUGCACAUGUGUGUAACCAUAUGUACAGACACUGAAUCCUCCCCUGCUUAGAUAAGCUGUGCUUGACACGCACAGUCUGGAUGGGCCCAUGCUGGGAGAAGUGGUUGGUUUGAGUUACGCCAAAGAGAGUGGACAGAGAAGGUGUGCGAUGCUGGCACGAGAAAAAGGGGUGGUAAAAGGAAUGUCCCGGGGAAGCUGUUGGCUUGGUCCCCUGUGAUGGCAACAGUGAAGCCUCUAGUGACCUCAGCCACGUGGGAGCAGGAUCACAGGGCAAUGCUCUGCUUGGUGAAGCUGUUUCUAGGGUGUCUGGCAUUUUUAUGGGUUGUCCAUGUGAGCACUGCUUGAGCAGCAACUCCCAGGGUGCAGCCAACAUCUGCCUCUUCCUCAUCUCAGUGCCUCAGCACCAAAGCACCAAAAUUCAACAAAUCUUACCUAUAGAAAAUGGUACAAAAGACUCUCUUUUCCAGAACUGACCAUCUUUCAGGAAAUGCCCAGGGUUAAAAGCGUCAGGAGUUUUCCACUCGUUCUGGUCAAACAUCACAGAGGUGAAAUUUGUGAGCACACUAGUGCCCUAAGAGGAGAAAAAACAAAUAAAUUGCACUUGAUUACUGAGAGCAGGAGGAGCCUUUUUAUUUCCAAGUCUCCUCUCUGUUAGGAACAGCUGUAGUCAAAUUCUGCUAAUUCUUGUCCAGAGACUCAGUGAUGACAGACCCCUGUUUUUCCCUCUUCAGCAUCACUUUUAUCUGCUCUAGUCUUGGGCCCAACUUCCUGUAAAAGUUGUGAGAUGGCAUCUGUACCUCAACAGUGCGUGCAGUGGGGGUGUCACCCCCAGCGCUCUGCACCACUCAGUGUGCUGGAGAACACUGUUUGGAUGGUAAAAAUACAUGUUCAAGGGUGGCCGGGGCAGAGUCGCCCUGCCUCUACUCCUGUCUGCACAGGAUGGACCUGGGAUGGUGAAACGUGCCUGGGGAAUGGGGAGUCUCUUGCUAAAGUCUCAUCGCUCAGCAGUGGGGUUACCUUUGGUAUGUAGAAGCCAUCCACGACCGUGUCCUUCACUGUCAUUCUUGGCACACUGAAAGGGAUGAUGUUGCCUUUCCUCUGCACUUCGUGGAUGACAGCAUUGGUGUAGGGCAUGUUGCUCCUGUCGUCCAGGGCUGGCUGCCGCCCCUGCCCGAUGACCGUGUCGAUCUCUGCUUGCACGCGGGCUGGCGGGAAAGAGCAGGGAUCAGCCAAGGUACAAGGGAAAAAAACAAAACUAAACAAAACCACCUUGGAACAGCGUGGAGUGAUAGCUGUGAGACUGACAUGGGAAACCUGACACAGUUUGCACUGAUCUUUUGUCUGAGUACAGGGAGAUUAACCAUUUAUCUGUCAUUAAAAAAAGGGUCUUACAAAGCUGCGAGGGCUAAAAUAAUUUAAAAGUGCUGAUAAUUUAAUUAUUGUACCUUGAAUUUCUGGAUACAUGGCCAUAUACAGCAAUGCCCAGCGGAUGGUUGUUGAAGUGGUCUCAGUCCCAGCUAAGAACAAGUCAACUGCGCAUGCCAUGAGGUUUUCCUCCUGGAAGAUGCCAUCGCCGUUGUCCUUCACAAAGAGAUGUGUUAGUGAUGCACGAACAGUCAGGGCUGCCCUCACACCAGGCUUAGUCCAAGUCAGUCCCAAGGAUUUUGGCAGAAGCUUCUGGCCCCCUCCACCUCCAUCCUGUUCAUGGGUGCCCUGAACCUGAUGUCCACCCUAAGCUCACAACUGGCCACAGAGGCAGUUCAGAUGGAGAAUUUGGGCUCAUUUCUCAUCCCUCUGGAUUUCUAAGCCCCGCUGCAGAGGGGUUUGCUCUGCGGUGCUGACCUUGGCUAUCUCCUGCAGGUAGCAGUCGAUGAAGUCCCGGCUCUCCGAGGGGUUCCAGUCCUCCUUGUGUUUGUUGAUCCUCUCUUUCACAAAACUUUUCAGUAAUCUUGAGUUUCUAAAAAUGGUUUGGUGGGCUCCAGGGAAGAACUUUAUUAUGGAUGGGAAAGAAUUAUACAGCUUUGGAGAGAAAAGGAGAGAGGCAAAUUGAAUAGAGAAUGGAAAUAGACCUUCUGUUACCAAAACCUGAGGAGCCUACAGGGCCUAGCUGAGUGAAUUUCUGGUGUUGGUGGAAAUAGCUGAUCUCUGGUAGAGGUUGACAAGGGACUGGUAUUCCUGUCACUCCAAAGAGACUCAUGCACUACCCAGCAUUACAGCAGGCAGGCUGGCAGUUAAUGGGCAGGAAAGGUGGUGUUGGAUGAGAGAGUGGCAUGGACAUUGAACAGCUGGAAAAAAAGGCAGAAAGAAAUUAUGGUAAUAGCGAAUGACAAUAAAUUUUAGUGCUGAAAAUGCUACAGCUAUUGAGGUUGACUGCGGAGGAGAAACUAUAGCUCUGCAAAAGUGCACACUGCUCGUGUUGGUGGCAGGAGUCUGUACCUGGCUCAUGAUGGCCCCAUUAAGGGUAAGGGUCUCAUCCAGCAGGUGCAGCAGUUUUUGGAAGUCCUCAUCAUGGUAUUCAAAGCGAUUCCCAAAGGUGACAGAGCAGAUGAUGUUUGAAACGGCGUUAUUGAUUUUAAAGUGAGGGUCGAAAGGAUCCCCUACAGAAUGCAAAGAGAAUGAUCCAUUUUGAGUCUUGCCAGAAAAGAACAAGGAAACACAGUUAUUAAAUAUAAUCUAGUCAACAAAUAGGAGUGAAAUGAGUGGCCCCUGAUGGGCACCCUCCUGUGUCACUGUGUUCCCAGGACUCCUCACCACCCCAGGAUCUGGCCAAGCUUGGCUGGGCAGCCCCAUUGUGCAGCAAACAUCCCACCCUUGGUCCCACUUCAGUCAGACUGUGGAGAAGUUUGUUUACGCUGGAAAGCCAGGUCUGCAGAAGAGCAGAUAUCACGUGAAUUCAUGGGAAACAUUGGUGCUUACACACAUGGGAUGUUCUGGAGAUCUCCAAGAGAGCAGCAGGCUGAAGGUGGGCUAUGAUUAAUGCUUUGAGGUUACCCAGCUGCAUUUACCCAUCAGUCUGAGGGAAAAUCACCUGUAAAAGGGAGCUGGGGUGUUGGCAGGGUGCUAGAAUCUUCUCCAAGGUGAGGCAUUUCUCAGCAUGCAGUGACUCGUGAGUGAAACUGUAAUGGGUCAUACUGGUUUUUGUGUUCAUCUCAGCUUAUAAGGGGCCAUGGCACUUACCCUGCUCAUCCCCAAACGCAUCCACAAGGUACCGGCACUCCUCCUGGAUGCGCUCCUCCAGGCUCCUCUUCCCCAAGCCGAAGUUUCGGAGGGUGGACAAGGUGAAUCUCCUCUGCUGCUUCCACAAGUGCCCAUUGGAAGACAGCAGUCCUGCCAGAAACACGACACUGUGACACAAGGCAGAUCCCUCCACCAAGGGGAAAAAGCUCCAGGGCUCUGCCUUAUGUGCAGCUGUGUUGGACCUCUGCUGAGUCAGCACUUGGGUUUUGUGGCUGAGAUCUGUGUCCUGAGGGAGAACUCACCCCUGUUGCUGAAGAGCUCCCCAGCAAGAGGCAAUUCAGGGCGAUCCAGGAAGUUUUCCCCUUGGUUUACAAGAACUUCCCUAAGCAUCCGUAGUCCACUAACGAUGACAAAUGAUUCCCUGCCCAUGUCCACGCCAAAUAUGUCACCGUAUUUUUCAAUAAGCUGGAAGGGUGAAAAAAAAAUUACAAGGAGCUGCAUUGGCGAUCAGUGUGCCUCUCAGGACAGGGAUGGCCUGGCAGGACACACAAGUGAAAAAAAGGGAAGCUGAGAGCAGGAGGGGAGACAGGGUGUUUGCGCAAGUGUCUGCUUGUCUGCGUGGUCUUUUUUCCUUUCCUCUUUUCACAAAUCACAGAUGAGGAGUUGAAGAUUAUUUGCCAUAGAUUACACAAAACUCUGCCAGUUUGAUCUUUCAGUCCUGUGUUUUUCAGCUUUCGUUUCACUCCCUUCACAAAUAUCCUUCCAGUGCCCAGUGAGACCUAUGGAGCUCCUACAGCUGUGACAGCACCCGUGGCGUCAGGCCUUGCCCUUUGCCCAAGGGAUUGCUCCACAAUUGUCCCCUUCUUCAUGCCGGGGCAAACUUCAUCCACGUUGCUGCCGACUGAGGGCAAAUGUCCUUCCCACCUCGGGGUGAGCUCCUGGAAAUCCUACUGGGCCAUGGGGUUCAGGUUAACCCCCUCCCCACACUGCAAAGGUGGCACAGACACAACCCCGUCCCUCCCCUUCCCUACAGUACCCACCACCCCCUUACCUUCUGUACUGUCAUCAUGGGAUUGUUGAAGUUCAUCAGGUACAUGUGCCCCAGGAUGGGGAGAUAGAAGGGGUGCGGAGGGAAGUCCUUGGGCUUUCUGUGCUUCAUGUAGUCAGCAACAAGCAGGAAAACAACAAGGAAGAUGAGGAGCACCUGGAUGGAGAUGCUGUCCCAGAGGAAACGCAGCAUGGCUGGAUGGUGGGGCUCUGCAGGGACGUGUCCUGGGGCAGGUCAGGGCAGGCUGAGCUUUCGAGACACCGCAGAACCCCAGGGGUAGGGGAAAAUGAGCAACGUGGUGGCACAGCUGUGGGCACAGACACAAGACAGUAUGGAGUGGCUUUUACUGACCUGGUCUGGAAUCUGCGUCCAGAAUCCUGUUUUGCUAGGUUGGAGUAAGGACAGUUUGAUUAAACCUCUUCCAGAUAAAACUCAAGCCUUUCCUCUGAUCUCUUUAAAAAAACCACACAACAAGAUAUCUCACACUCUUGUUUCCACCUCCCACCACUGUUUUAGAAAGCCCCAGGGAAUCACGUCCUUGUGUAAAGGACAGAAAGGAGCUUUUUGGAGCAGGGAUUAAAAACCUUCUGGCAGCCUCGCUGUGCCAUUCCCGUGAGCCCACGGCUCUCCACAAGCCCCGCUCUCUCCUCCCUCUGUUUCUCUCACCGCCCGUGUCCCAGCGUUGCCUUCUCUGUGCGGGGGAGGCUCCAGCUGCUCCAAGCGCCUCUCACUUUCCUUGUUUGAAAAAGCGUUCGCUGGGACAAAUAGUCAUUGAACAAGUCGAAGGUCAGCAGAGACAUCAGAAAGAAUGUUGCGCAAACCUUUCAGAACCCAUCUGACUCAAGACUUUCAGUUUUGGUGCAUCCGGUUUGUGUAGGGAGGAAGUAAACAGCCAUCCAGGGUCUGCAGCCGUUUCCAAGCACCGUCAUUUCCUGGUCUGUGCAGACAAGUGCAUGCAGAGCAACCUGCCCCUGCCUCUUCUACACCACACAACACAUUCAGCAGCCCUGGUCUAGGUUUUUUCCUCCUGGACGUAGCAAUGAUUAUUCUUUGCUGUUUCUCAUGCAGGGUGAGUACAGUAGCCACUAAAGGGUGCUGAAUUUUGCAUUAAAAAAAAAAAAUAAAAUUCCUUUUUUUAAUUAAGUUGGUAGUAUUUAUUAGUUCUAUCAUAUUUGAGGACUUGCCCAAGAACUCUUAACUUAGUACUUUUACUUGUGUAAUUGGUCAGGUAACUAAACCACCGGUCAACUGACUUUCGACCUCCAGGGUUUUGCCAGAACAAUGUAUGGUACUCUUCCUAAAGGGCAUAACUUCAUUUCUGAAAACAGGUAUAAACAUUCAGCAUGUCAGCAAAUGACAAAGGCCUUCACAUCCUUGUGUUCCUCGCUGUAGCAAGCUCAAGCAUGCACAAAACUUCUUCCUGCCCCGGAAUGUAGUCUCUUAAUUCAGCUGUCAGAUAGAAAUUUCCUGUGACAUAGGUAUAACUUCCAGUCUCCAGGAGUUUGUGUGUCAUUCGAUACUGUAGUCAAACGACUGAUGAUUUAAUGCUGGGAAUCUGGUAUCUUCAUUUAUUUGUGUGUUUUAUGUUUAACCAUUUAAUUUCGUUCCAAAGAUGCUGUUUGGUUUGAUGCAUCUUGGCUAAAUCGCAUUAAGGAUGAUGUUGGUGACAACUGGAGAAUAAAGGCCAGUAAUCUAAAGAAGAUUCUACAAGGAAUUAUGGACUACUAUCAUGAGGUAAGGAAAAAGCAGCAUUUUGCUGUUGUUGUUUUUCUGAUCAUUAAACAUUAUGAUUAUUGUCCUCCUUAGCCUAGGUGUGGUUAUUUUUUCUCUUGUCAAAGUAAUUUAAGGAUUUUUUUGUUGGCAGGAAGUAUAUGAUAAUUACCUGGUUAAGUGGGAGGCCUGAGUGAACAUAAAAUUAAUUUGAGUAAGUGUAUUUUAGGUAAGACUCUUGGAGUAUAAUCUGGAAACCAUGUCUGUGUCAUUGCCCAGGUUAAUAUUAUAAGGCCUGAGGUGCAGAAUCCUGUUGACUUGUGUGUGUACUUUCUUAUUUGCUCUUCUGCAGUGAAGUUUUAAUCCUUUUCUACACAACAGCUUUUGCAACCUGUCCUGGUUUUGUUAAAAACAAGUUUCUCUUUCAGUGAAUUUUGCCUGUCAGCUAAAGCCUUCAUAUUAACUGCAUUUUCCUGGAGAACCAGACACAUGUUUUGGUAAACCUAGCAAUGGAAUGCAAACUUAUUGAUAAGCAUGGAUGGACAUCUCGCGAGAGGGGCAACGAGAAACCGGUGACCAAGAAACUGACCAACUGUGUAUAACAUUCCAUUCACGUGAAUACUUCAUAUAAAAGUGGGAGAUCAUGAGGAUCUCGUCCAUUUUCCCUUUUGCCUUUGCUUUUUCCCUUUUCCUUAUGGCCGACAUUAGGAGAGGACCUUGCUAGUCGUCCCAGCGAACUGAGGCCUAGUGAGAGACUGAAUCCAGCUCCGGUUGGCUGUAGAGCCCAAUCCAGGACUUCGGGUGCCGGCUCUGCAGUUGCUGAGACUUUCAAGAUUGGUUUUAACACACAGAGAGGAUCAAGACCCUUGAAGAGUCUGUUCAAUAUGUUUUCCUGACUGCUAUUCGAGAGCUCAUGAGCAUGAAAAGAAUACAUCCUUCCACAACCGAAAAAGCAGUGAACCCAAAAGGACAACACCAAAAGAAGUGGUGGCUGCCCUCCAGGAUGAAAGAAACAGCUUGGUGUCAGAAAAUGAGAUUAUGAAGGACAGGCCAGAGCAAUUAGAUGACUCUCUUGAUGAUCCAAAUACUGCAGUGACAAAGAAGUGUUUUCAUGCACAGCUGUAGCAAGUGCAAGAAGAAAUCUGAGGUAUGAAAUGACUUCUCUCAGAAAUCCCUCAUUGUCAUGUCAAAUCCAUCCUGAGAAUUGAUGGGCCUGUGCUGUGCCGGGGGUUCAUGCAGCCAGCCCCGGACCCGCUGCCGGGAGCUGCAGCUCCCCGUGCUCAGGGACCUUGCCGGGGUCCCACGGUGCAACUGUUACUGAGUGGAUGCAUUUACUGGUGUGAACCAUCGGUUGUGAAUCCUGGGACUGUCUCACCUUGCAUGUCAUGGAUUAAAAUGAUUGAAAUUUGCUGCUGGUAUUUUCCCAGGGACCCUUUUCUUCACCAGGCUGUUGAGUGCAGCAGGCCCAGCCGUGCACUGUGUUGCUGGAGCUCACCCCUCUGCCCCCCGGGCACACCAGCCACUCGGUGAUGCCGGGCAGGUAAAUGGGGAGAAUUUAGCAGGUUGCAAGAGGUGGGACCUAAAACUUCUGCAGCUACAAGCACAGCUGAUUUAUAAAGGGGUCUGUUGAGUGGAGAGCACUGUGGUCAAUGGGGGUGUCAGAGUGUUGUUGUUGUGACACGCCAGGACCCGGCCAUAGGCUUUGAUGGUUUCCCUGCUAGUUUCUUGUCCUGUAAGGGUCAGUGAUUUUGAUCGGUUCUGUAGGAACUGCCUUUGCUGUUACAGUGCCAGCCUCUCUGCUACUGGACAGCAAUGCCGCAGGGACAUGGGCUGGGUGUUGUGCGGCUGCGGCUGCCCCAGUGGGCUCGCAGCUCCCUGCCCCCCUCCAGAAACAUGGGGCAGGGCUGAAGGGUACCACCAGUACUGGAAAUGGCCUGUCGUGGUCUUCACUUUGCAGAAUGCUUCACGACAAUGAUAUUUUGGUAAGAAUUUAUUGAUGCUCUAGAAAGAGAUUGUUGGGUUUUUUUUAAAUGGAUUACACGUCAAAGAUAACAAAAUCACUAACUGAUGGCAAUUCGUACUUGCAUGACUGUUAUAAAGCAAAGGCUGUUAGUGCUCUUCUACAGCUCACAGCCACAGCCUGAACACUGCAGUCUGUAAAGUGUUGCUCCUUCUCCUGCCAGUGGGAAGUGUGGCCAUCCAUCAUGAAAGAAGGCCCAAGCCCCUUGUUGAUUUACAGUACACUAUUGCAAGCCUAAAAGUGCCAUGGCAGAUCCCAGGCUGAUCACUUUUCCCAUGUGAUACAGAGUGAGAAAUCUGCUCAAAAAAGAAAUUAUUUUGCAAUUGCAAGGAAAGAAAGCAACAAACCUCUCAGCCUUUCCCUGGACCGGGGUAAUAAUUCCACCAACCCAGGGGAGCAGCCAAGGGCUCUUUUUCUUCAUCCAUGGCAAAGGAUUUUCCCUGUGAGGACAGUGGCCAAGGCUUCCCUACCGAGGCACAGCACAGAUCUUGUAGGGUUUUGGGCUCAGCGUGAUGCCCAGCUUGAACUGGAGGCUGAGUGUGGUGUCCGGUGGCGCUUGGAAGGUGAAUUUCUGGAGCAGAGCCGUGAAGAAGAGGAAGAGCUCGGUGCGGGCCAGCAGCUCACCCGGGCAGGAGCGCUUCCCUGCGGAGACAGUCACCCAUGGCUUCCUCAGCCUGCGCUGGCUGCCCGGCUGCUUUUGCUGCCACAACAGCCUCUGAAUUCCCUUAACACCAUGGUCCAGGCACAUUACCCCCUUUCCUGGAUGAGUUUUGCAUCCCAAACUGAGCUCUGGAAUAAUGGGAUUAGCGUUACACCACGGGCUGCAUCUGAAUUGCAGGACUUUUGUAGGCACGUGUGUUUAUCUGUAUGUACAGGCACUGAACCCCUGCUUGGAUAAGCUGUGCUUGACACGCACGGUCUGGAUGUACCCAUGCUGGGAGAAGUGGUUGGUUUGAUCGACGCCAAAGAGAGGGGACAGAGAAGGUGUGUGAUGCCAGUAUGGGAAAGAGGGGUGGUAAAAGGAAUGUCCUUGGGGAAGCUGUUGUCUGGGUCCCCUGUGAUUGCAGAAGUGAAGCCUCUAGUGACCCCAGCCAUGUGGGAGCAGGAUCCUAGGGCAAUGCUUUGCUUUGGGGACCAUGUUUCUAGGUUCUCUAGCAUUUUUACGGAGUGGCCAUAGGAGUACUUUUUGAGCAGCACCUCCCAGCAACACCUGCCCUUUCCAUCACUGUUUUCCUCUUGUCUUCACUGUGUAGUGGGAAACCCUGUCCCAGUGCAGAAGUACAGAAACACCUGCCUUCCCUUAGCACCACAGCCCAGACAGGUUACUUCCUUUUCAGAUGAGUUUUGCAUGCUAAACUGAGCUUCCCAAUAAUGGCAUUAGUGUUACAGCAUGGGCUGUGUUCCCAGUUGCAGGACUUCUUAGGGAACGUCUGCGUAAGGGGAAAGAGGGGUAGUAAAAGGAAUGUCGUUGGGGACACUGAUGGCCAGGUCCCCUGUGAUGACAACAGUGAAGCCUCUAGUGACCCCAGCCACGUGGGAGCAGGAGCCCAGGACAAUGAUCUGCUUGGUGAAGCUGUUUCUAGGGUCUCUGGCACUUUUAUGGUCUGUAAUUCAUCUUAAUCUCGCUUCUGUGCAGGUGAAGUGGGAAAAGAAAGAGCUCAGAGUGUCGGUUGUGGUGCUCUGGAGUGGCCAUGUGAGCACUGCAUGAGCAGCAGCUCCCAGGGUGCAGCCAACAUCUGUCCUUUCCAUCACUAUUUUCCUCUGUGUCCCACUGUGCUGUCGGAAGCCCCAAUCCAGGACCUCACACUGAAGCACCAACUUCCAGCAAAUCUUACCUAUGGAAAAUGGUAUAAAAAACUCUCUUUUCCAGAACUGACCAUCCUUCAGGAAAUGCCCGGGGUUAAAAGUGUCAGGGGUUUCCCACUCGUUCUUGUCAAACAGAAGAGAUGUUAAAUUUGUAACCAUGCUUGUUCCUUAAGAGGAGAAAAAUAAAAAUAAACUGCACUUUCUCUGUCA